AUUUAUACCACAAACGGAUUACGCGCCACUUAUAAAUUAAAAUGGCCCCUAUCAUCGAUACAUCAAAGAAACCAAUCAUCUGGGUGCUGGGAGGUCCAGGGUCCGGCAAGGGCACACAGUGUGAGAAGAUUAUAGCCAAAUAUGGUUUCACACAUCUUUCCACUGGAGAUCUGCUGAGGGCUGAGGUCAAGAGUGGAUCUGAAAGGGCAAAGACACUCACUGCUAUUAUGGAACAAGGUGGUCUGGUCCCCAACGACGUAGUGUUGGAGCUGCUGAAGGAGGCUAUUGUCUCCCGUGCUGCUGACUCCAAGGGUUUCCUAGUCGACGGCUACCCUCGGGAGAAAUCACAGGGUAUCGCCUUCGAACAAGCCAUUGCUCCUGUAUCUGCGAUUAUCUACUUCGAAGCGUCGUCUGAGACACUGACUAAAAGGCUGCUUGGCCGUGCCGCCAGUUCAGGAAGAGCUGAUGACAACGAGGAGACCAUUAAACUGCGCCUGAAAACCUUCCUCGACAACAACCAGCAAGUCCUAGACCAGUACCCCGACAAGAUCAGCAGGAUAAACGCCGAAGCCUCAGUGGACGCCAUCUUUGAUGAAGUCCAGAAGAUCUUGGACCCUCUUGUAGCUGCUUGAGCGCACAACUCAAUAUUUUAUACACUCUUGUAAAUACACCUCUACUUUAUAUUAAUUUUAAAUAUUUAAAUGAUCGUUAAUUAAAUCAUGUUUUUAUUUUAA
Spodoptera exigua (beet armyworm) is the source of this 734-nucleotide messenger RNA. The record is from the annotation of a GenBank genome assembly. NCBI's taxonomy places the organism in Eukaryota, Metazoa, Arthropoda, Insecta, Lepidoptera, Noctuidae.